Molecule: messenger RNA, 2560 nt
Organism: Amyelois transitella
Lineage: Eukaryota; Metazoa; Arthropoda; Insecta; Lepidoptera; Pyralidae
Product: zinc finger protein 610
Exons: 9
Coding region: 160-1815 (551 amino acids)
Biological process (GO): regulation of transcription by RNA polymerase II
Cellular component (GO): nucleus
Molecular function (GO): RNA polymerase II cis-regulatory region sequence-specific DNA binding; DNA-binding transcription factor activity; zinc ion binding
Source: RefSeq, a predicted model, not a curated record
AAAAGGCGGGCGCCAUUUUUCACAAGCAUUUGUCUAUGGAUAAGUAGUGAAGCGAAAAUUUGUGAUCGAAUUUAAUUGAAAUAGUGGUGAUCUAAUCUGCUACAAUAUCGAAAAAACAGAUAAUUUUAACUAUUGACUAUUCAUAAAAAUCUCCCUAAAAUGACUCCAAUAAGUAAGGUUAUUGAUAUGAAAUCCUGUCGUAUUUGUUUGUCAAAAAAGCCUUUAUGUCCUCUCUUCAACUAUCAGUUUUCUGGUAAUUAUGCAGAAAUGCUAACCGCAGUCGCUGAUGUAAAGGUCGCGGCUAAUGAUGGGUUACCUGAAAAAAUUUGCAAUAAGUGCUGUACUGCAUUGGAAAAGGCUUACUUACUUAAAACAGUUGCAGAAAGAAAUGAUAAAAGGAUGAGAAAGUUAUUGGCAAAGGCACAAGUGCCAACAAAAAAAAUUGCAUUUGAUACUUUCACUGAUAUUAAAAGUGAGAUUGGACCUCUUGCUAUCAAAACAGAACCAAAAUGGGAAAUGGAAAUAGAUGUACACAAUGAUAUCGCAUCUAAACCGAUAGAAACCAUGGAGGGGAAAGACAUUGUUAUUGCUAAUACUGUGAUUAGAAAAGUAGAGCCAGGUAGUGAAGAUUCAGCUAAAAAUAAUGAAAUGUAUUCAAGUAGGGAUGGAAAUUUAAGCUGGAAAUCAGACAAAGCCCAAUCAGUUACAGAUCUUGAUGCAGAAUAUUUAGAUGAUGACAUUUUUCAAGAUGAUGACAGUGAUGCAGACUAUGUACCACCAACAGACAAUAAAAAAACCAAAUUUAAGAAACCAAAACUAUCAGAUAUAAAAGUUUUCAAAGGUAAAAAAACUAUUAUGCGCAAAGUUAGAAUAUUGAACAAAUCAGAUCAAACCAGAAAUGACUUUGAAAAUAAAUCAAACAAUAAAAAUGAAGAUAAAACAAAAUCUACAAUGAUAACUUGUUAUCCUAUUAUGAAGAAUGGCACAAGGGGUCCUCCAAUUUUGUUGAAGAGGCCCAAAGAUGCUACUGUUUUAAGAGUUCACACAAAUUAUAAGGGCAGGCCCACUACAUCUGGGGAGGGUAAUAAAGUCUUGCGUAGAGAUAAGUCCGUCAGAAUGGUGAGAACUGCAAAACCUGUUGUAAAACAGAGGGAAAAGCUUGUUUGCCCUGUUUGCGGCAUUCUUACAUAUACACUUGGCAAUCAUAUAGCAACUCAUCAAGAGAAAAAGAGGUACACUUGUUCUCAUUGUCCAAGGUCGUUUUCACAAAAGAGUAACCUACUGGUGCAUACUAAGCAACACACCGGAGUAAAAGAUCAAAUAUGCGAAGUUUGUGGUGCAGGAUUCUAUAGUCAGAAAUCUUUAGUCAGGCACAAUCUUAUACAUAAAGGAGAAAGACCAUUUCCAUGCAAUUUGUGUAACAAGAGGUUCAUAGCACGCUGCGACCUGAACCGCCACUUGCGCAUACACUCCGGCUACAAGCCGUACAAGUGCGCGACGUGUGCGAUGUCCUUCAACGCGAAGCAUCAGCUGCAGAACCACGAGAGGAUGCACACUGGGGAGCGGCCAUACACGUGCGAGGUGUGCAAUGUUGCCUUCAGUUACAAAGUGAACCUUAACAACCACGUGUACAAAGUGCACGGCAUCAACUUGAAGUUCAAGUCAAUCCAUGUGGUCACCGAAGAGAUCCUCAGGCGGGAAAUGGGAUUGGUGAAUGAGACCCGAGUAGCGAUAUCGCAUAUCAUGCCACAGUUGACGGAAGCCCCCACCCCGGCGGCACACGAAACAGUGACGCAUCAUAGUUCUGAUUAUUAAGAUUUUGUCAAUAUGGCAUCUGAAAAUCUUGCUAUGAAUCCAGCGAGAUUUGGCAGUGUCAGUUAAGCAAUUUAAAGAUUGACAUCCGGUGCGUAUUUUAUUGUCACACGGUUUCAUCAGAAUUAAUGGUAGGGUAAUUGCGCUGGUUUGGCGUCCAGUUCUACUUUUCGUCCAUUUCACUUUUAAACGCAUAUAAAAAGAAUAUAAACACACCUAUGCACGCAUGUUGCAACUUGUCACGAUCCUUCAUACUUAAGCAACAGUUCUAACAACCACAAAAUCUAAUUUGUCAAGUGAAAACUUCGAAAAAAUUAAACUCAGUGGCCGGCAUGUGUUCGUGUUGCGUAGACGUCAUUGCCGAUACAAAAAAAAUAGCUGGUGCAGGAACACUCCGUGGUGGGUUUUAUGACUAUUUCACAUAGAUUGGGUAAUAUUUUGGCAUGUAAGGAUAUUUAAGAGUAUAACUAACAUUAUGUUCAGGUUAUUUUACAAUGUUUUUGUAGUAAUCUUAGUAAAAGUUUGCGGACGAAUACUGACAUGCCUAUUUUACCAAUUAUUUGGUAUCCGUCCACGUGGACGGAAACUAAAACAGCAAGCUAAAUAUUUGGAAUGUUCAUUUUACUUUUUCAGACCUAUAAAAAAAUAUGUGUUUUCUUUAGAUAUGAACUUUAUUGGCUAUUUGACAAGAUAUUUAGUUAACGUCCAAUAAUUUCUCAGUAUUGCUUGUUUAAAAAAAUGUUUAAAU